Messenger RNA from Drosophila kikkawai, 2080 nucleotides. RefSeq names its product tubulin tyrosine ligase-like 15 (gene TTLL15). The record is from RefSeq and is a predicted model, not a curated record. Lineage: Eukaryota; Metazoa; Arthropoda; Insecta; Diptera; Drosophilidae. Gene Ontology annotation, biological process: protein modification process.
AUGCUCCAACUGGAUUGCAAAUAAGAAAAAGUGAAUAAGUCUAAUUUGGAAAAGGAAACUGUUAAACUUUAAAUGUUUUUCAAUGCGCAAGGAAGUGAUCCUAUAUUAAUUAAUUAAUUACAAAAAUGUUCUAAAUAAAUCUGGAUCCAGCGAGGAAAUAGCUAAAUUGGCAACGCUGCAUGCGCAGAUCGAGAUUUAAAAAGGUUGUUUUAAAUAAGUCGCUUGUACUUGUUCCUACUUUAAAAUAGCACUUGGCUUCGGCUAAAAAUGGACGCUAAGGUGGAGGACAGUGCUCCGGAGCUGGUGGAAGCUGACAGCAAAUUGGCAAAAUCAACAGAGGAGAAUCAUGAGAAACCAUCACUUAGCAUUGGAUUGCUGCCAAUUAUGAUCUUCCUGGCCGCCACGGUGACCACAGCGGUGGUGGUGGAGCUGUUGCCACAUGCCAACAGCAGGUUUUUCCCCUGGCUACCGCCGGAUGCUGCGGAAGAUCAGCUAAAAGCCGCGCCCACAUACGCCAUCUUCGGCCGAAGUCCCACAGAGGAGCACCUAGUGCACGUGGUGAAUGUGCUGCAGAGUUUUGGAUAUAAGCGAGUGGACGUGAACGAGAGUUGGAACCUUCUAUGGGCCCACGAUUACCCCUUCCUCACGCACCCAAGCCUGAAGAGUCUCGGCCAGAAUCAGGUGGUAAACCACUUUCCGGGCUGUGGGUACCUCACCAACAAGGUGGACCUGUGCACCACACAGCUGCCAUUUUUGCCACGCGCCUUUCGUCUGCCGGCACAGCGGCAGGAGUUCCUGGACUACGCCCGCGACAAUCCGCAGGCUCUCUUUGUCCAAAAGCACAAUGAACACAGGCACAUCAAGGUGCGAGAGCCGGCGGACAUUGCCUUCGGCUCCAACGACUCCUUUGUGCAGGAGUUCGUGCAGCGACCCUUUCUCGUGGAUGGCCACAAGUUCGACAUAGGCGUCUAUGUGGUCAUAACCUCCGUCAAUCCUCUGCGAGCUUAUAUCUACACGGGGGACGUGCUCUUCCGAUACUGCCCCGUGAAGUACUAUCCCUUUGACGCCGAGAAUGUGGACAAAUAUAUCGUGGGCGACGACUACCUGCCCACCUGGGAGGUUCCCUCGCUGAGGAAGUUCUACAAUCGCUUCGGCGGCAGCAUGCGUACCGUCUUCGAAGCCUACGUAAGGGAUCAGGGCAUGGAUCCUUCAAAGAUUUGGCCUCAAGUGGAGCACAUAGUCCGCUCAACGAUAGCGGCCAAGGAGAACGACAUUGUCAAUAUUCUGCGCUCCUACAGGACGCACAACUUCUUCGAUUUGAUGCGAUUCGACCUGUUCAUCGAUGAGGAUUUGAAGGUUUACCUCAUGGAGGCCAACAUGUCGCCGAAUCUCUCCUCGGCACACUUCAAGCCCAACUCUCUGCUGUACGAACAGGUUCUGUACAGCGUCUUCAAUCUGGUGGGAAUUCGUCCUCUCAAGGCAACAGGUGGCACUUUAUUAAGUGAGAGCAGCGAAAUGCUUACAGCUGACAAAAACUUGGCCACCGAUUUGAAUAAAUGCGCUGCCCACGACUGCGAUAAGUCCUGCAACAAGGACGAGUGUGACCUCUGCCUGGCCUGCCUCAGUGGAUCGGAGUAUAAAAUGCUGCAGCAAGCCCAUCAGGAGCACCUGCAUCGCAUCGACAUGAAGCGUCUUUUCCCGAAACCAAUUCUCGACCUGCAGCGCUUCAAUCUGGCCGAGGAAACCACAAACAUGACCAAGAAAAACGCUUGGAUGGCCCAGUGGUUCUACAACAAAUGCCUAUAUGAUGCUACCUGGUGUACUUAGAUUUAAAUCAAUAUUUAUGUAAAUAUGAAUCUUGACCGCAAAGCCUUGAAUGCUCAGCAUUAGAAAAUUGGCCACCGAUUGUACUUAGUUGAAAACAUAUUUUUAUAUAUAUAUAUAUAUAUGGCCAUACAGUCAUUAUUUAGUGCAAAUUGGUAGUAAUAUUAGUAGUUAAGUGAAGAACGAGUUGUGCUCUUAGAUGCCUUAAAUGACAAGGAUAAUGUGUUCAAAUUUCAAUAAAAUCCCGUCCUUUAAA